UUCGUUUGUAAAAAGCCUGUGUCCAUUGUUACCAAGAGACUUAGAGACCCUGAUGUAAAUCCUUGUUUAUUGGAGUCAGAUGCUUCUACCAGAUGUAUGGAUGAAAAUAAUUAUGACAGAGAAAUGUGCACCACUUGCUUCUUGAAGUAUAAAAACUGCAGGAAAUUUUGGAAUGCCAUUAUGAUUGAAAGACGACGAAAUGAAGUUAAACCACAUAUGCCCACAGCUGCAGAAAGAGAAAAAAUCUUGGGAGAAAUGGGAAAGAUGCCCUAUUAAAGGAUUAUAUACAACAACAACAAAAACAAAAAAAAAAAG
Monodelphis domestica (gray short-tailed opossum) is the source of this 315-nucleotide messenger RNA. NCBI's taxonomy places the organism in Eukaryota, Metazoa, Chordata, Mammalia, Didelphimorphia, Didelphidae. The record is from RefSeq and is a predicted model, not a curated record.